GUACAAUAAUUGUUGGACCUCCUACUUGGAAUUUGGUAGUACAUGUAUUUCCUAUAAUAGAAGAAUUAAAAUUGGAUCUAGGUUAUUUGUUUGGGUAUCCCGCCAAGGUCGAGGGAGACGAUGGAAUUGGCGAGGUUGCGUAUGUUGGCGAGGGAGGAGCACUGGAGGCUUUACUCCCAACAACAAAUAGCCCUAGGAGUUGA
This is a messenger RNA of Entrophospora candida, 203 nucleotides long. Lineage: Eukaryota; Fungi; Glomeromycota; Glomeromycetes; Entrophosporales; Entrophosporaceae. The record is from the annotation of a GenBank genome assembly.